CAAAAAUAGUUCAAAAAAUAUUUAAAAAAUAUAAUAAUGAUUAUAACAAUUACGUGGAACAGAGUGUAUUUGAAGUUAUAUUUAAUGGAACUGAUAAUAAUGAUUAUUAUUUGUUUAAUCAUUCAAAGAAAAUGUCAACAGGCAUUGAUGAAAAGUUAAUGAAAUUGAAUAAUAGAAAUAGAAAAACGGAAUCCUUAAAAAUUAAUAAUAAAGAUGAAAUGCAGGAUGUUGCUGAAUAUUUUAGCAGCUUUGCAUUGGGUCAUCUACCACCGUUCGAUUUAACCGUAUCGGAAGAAAUUACACCAAAAUGUCGAUUGCAUAGUGCAGAAUAUCAAAGACAAUUACAAAAUCUUACCUUUUGGGCAAUUAAAAUGUACGAUUCGUCAGCAAAAAUACCGUCAGGAAUAUUAAGUGGAAAUUUAAAUCAGUUGGGUGAUUUUGAUGAAUGUGUCAAUUCCCAUUCUGAUGAUGGUGAAAUUUCUGGACAAUAUUGUUUAACGUAUUUCCAAAUUGAUGAGCCAAAUUCGAAAUAUUUAUACAAAUUACAUAAGUUAAUGAAUUCACAUUUUCCUUUUCGAAGUACUUUUGAUGAUCCAGGACAUCGUGUACCACGAUUUUCAGCGAUUAAUUGGGCUCUUUGUGUUCCAUCGUCGUGUACCCACGAAGAUGUUGAAAUUGGUUUAAAAGCUGGAUUACAACCAUUAAUCGAUAAAACUGGAUUAUCCAUUCAAAUAAAAGUGUAUGAAGAAAUGUGUCAGACAGUUAAAAGGCCAAUUCCACUCUCCACAAUUUUGGGCGGUAUCUUCUUUGCUAUUGUUAUUGGUUUUACAUUAGCUAUCACUGCAAUCGAUUACUUCUUCCAAAACCCAUCUGAAUUAAAUGGAAUUCAAGGAAUAUUAUUCGCAUUUUCAUUACGCCGUACAGUAAAAUCGUUAUUUUCAUUAAAUCGUGCUGAGGGUGACAUUGCAAGUGUCCAUGGUAUACGAUUUUUAAAUGCAUUUAUGUUGAUAGUAGCACAUAAAUCAUUGGCUGUAUUUUUUAUACCAUACGUAAAUCGUACUAUUAUGACCGAAAUAAUUGGCAAACCAUGGACAGUCUUGGGACGUGCGGCAAGUUUAUACACAGAUCCAUUUAUAAUGUUUAGUGGCAUGCUAACAACAUAUUCAUAUUUUGGACGAUUGAAUCGUGGAAAAAGUAUAAAUAUUAUUGAUGAAUAUGUAUCACGAUUAAUGAGGAUUGUACCUCCUCUGGUCGCAUUGAUAUUAUUUUGUACAUUAAUACAACCAUGGUUAGGAUCUGGCCCACAAUGGAAUUUAGUUGUCACACAUCACUCUGAUAUUUGUAAACAAUAUUGGUGGCGAAACUUACUCUUCAUUCAUAAUUACUUUGGCUUUGAAAACAUGUGUUUAACACAUACCCAUCACGUUGGUAUUGAUACACAAUUAUUUUUAAUUUCACCAUUAUUUAUUUGGAUUUUAUGGAAAUGGCGUCGACGUGGUAUUAUGGUGUUAAUCACUUUGGCAACAAUAUCAACCAUAAUGCGAUAUAACGUAACGUACUCAAUGGGUUUAUCAAAUUAUAUACAUUUUGGCACAUCAAUUAAACAGCUGUUUAAUACAGCCAAUAAUAUGUACAUUUUACCAACACAUCGUACUACAGUUUAUCUAAUGGGUGUAUUAUUAGGUUAUUACUUACGAAACAUGAAAAAUGUGAUUUUAAAACCCGCAGUGUUAAAUAUUGGUCAUGCUACGGCUGUUGCAUUAUUUUGUGCUGCAUUCUUUGGACCGGCAUUUAUGGGUGACAUAUCGUACAAAUAUCAACCAGUACAUGCUGCAUGGUAUGCAGCCUUUUCACCAAUUGCCUGGUGUUUAUCAUUUGCAUGGAUUAUUUUCACUCAACAUUUCGGAUAUUAUAAUUUCUUAAACAAAUUUUUCUCUUGGCGUGGUUGGAUAGUUACUACACGUUUGUCAUAUGCAUUAUAUUUAACACAAUUUCCUGUAUUCUUUUAUAAUGUGGGAUCUGCACGUUCUUCUGAUUAUUAUCACUUUGCUAAAAUAAUGAUUAAUAUCCAUGAGCUAACAUGUAUCGUAGCAUUAUCAAUAAUAUUAACGCUAUUGUUUGAUACACCAUUCCAAACAAUUAGAAAAAUAAUUUUUAAGAAAAAUGAUAAAAAAAUUGUACAAAAACAAGAAUUAAAUAUUGAAAAUGAAAACUCACAAAAGACUGAAAUUAUUAAUAAUACUCAUAAUGAUAGUACAUCACUGGACAAGAAAAGUCUAUAGAUUUAAUUGAUUAUUUUUAUGUAAAUAUAAUUAUUAUAA
This is a messenger RNA of Chrysoperla carnea, 2321 nucleotides long. RefSeq names its product O-acyltransferase like protein (gene drd). Lineage: Eukaryota; Metazoa; Arthropoda; Insecta; Neuroptera; Chrysopidae. Gene Ontology annotation, molecular function: acyltransferase activity, transferring groups other than amino-acyl groups. The coding region runs from base 132 to 2282 and encodes 716 amino acids. The transcript has 10 exons. The record is from RefSeq and is a predicted model, not a curated record.